AUGCUUCUUCGAAGUAUCCCAGACUUAUUUGUGUCCAAUUUCAACACAUUAAACAUUGACAAAGAAGAAUCUCACAUCCUUCAUGACAACAUCACGGGUUUCGAUAUUAGCGAUGUCGAACGUCGAGCAACCGUCGAGAAUCUUGCAGCUUGGCAUGUCUGCAGCGCUGCGUGGUCCAUUGUAUUGAGCCGUCACACACUUGAAAGUUCCUUGGAUUGCCUAGCGACUUAUGUACCGCGUCAAAAUACUCCGAACGGAUGCGAUGUGGGUUCUUUUUUAAGCGUUCACGCCUCCAUUGACGAGGAUACCACGUUCGCUGAAUUGCUACAUAAGGCUUCAGACUUCUCUAUUCACAACGAUAAAUUAGCCUUUGAUACAGCAUCAUCCAUCGUCGUCAUUUGCCCUACCACAUUUUCUGCUGGACCUACAGAGUUGCCUUUACCUCCACAGACAAAGUCAGAUGUUACAAUUCAACUACUAUCCACACGAUCGAAGGUGAUCCAAGCAACAUGCCGCUAUCGCAGUGGACUUCCAAGCUGUUAUGUUGAGAAGGUAGUGCACCAUUUCUUGCAUUUGUUGAGAUAUAUCAUAAACCACAAGUCUUGGGCGUCGCUCUAUAUUAGAGACAUAUCGAUGUCAUCUCUCCAGGAGGACAUGCAGCUCCGUCACGACGGUCUUCCUAGUCGUAGCCUUGCCGACAUGGAACUCGGGUCGGUUCACCAACUUUUUCGCCGUCAGGCUCGCAGGACACCCUCCCGCCCCGCGCUUGAGGGUCCUAGUGGUGAUGUGAUAUCUUACCUGGAGUUAGAUCUCAUAUCAGACUUGAUGGAAGCAGAUUUACGUCGUCGACUGUCGAACGUAAGCCCAAGUCAUCUUAAUACCGGUCUAACAGUGGAAAGUGCUGCAGUGGUUGGUAUUAUGAUGCAAAGAUCACCGGCCGUUGUGAUCGCGAUAUUGUCUUGUUGGAAGGCUGGGUAUGCGAUAGUCCUUGUUGAUCCCAGCCAACCUGCCUCGAGGAAUGGUCAGAUUGUAGAAAAUUGCCAUUGCGCUCUCUUGCUAGUGGAUAAAUCGUGGACAGGCAGUGUUGGGAAAGACAUUGCGUGGAACUUUGACUUUGAGUCACUGAGGGAUAGACUAAAGACAUGCGAUGAUUCAGACACCGCGUACCGCCAAUCAGAAAUCGAGAUCUCGAAAGACUUCUUCAGACCAGCUUGGUUUCGGGUUACAUCAGGCUCUACUGGAACGCCCAAAUGUGCUUUGCACAGUCACGCAACUUUUGGUUCCUCGAUUUCUAGUUACAGGGGCAGAGUACGUGCCUCCAAGAGCCUACUUUUCUUCAACCCCAUCUCCUCUGCAUCAGGUAAUGCUAUCUGGAGCUUUCUUACUAACGGUGCAUGCGUAUGCAUACCUCCUCAGGAGGAGAUGGUCUCUGACCUGGCUGGUUGUAUCAACCGCUACGGCAUAGAUGAUGUUUGUAUCACCCCCUCAGCUCUUGCCCUCACAAGCCCAGAACAAGUCCCUAGUUUGAAAACUGUCGCGCUGGUUGGUGAAGCGACGCCACGUUCUCUUGCACAAAAAUGGAGUCAUCAUGUGUCUAUUCUGAUAGGUUAUGGUGCAACGGAAAUGAAUUCCCACGCUUUGCCGUUCCACGAUGAGCCUACUGGAAUUCUUGCCCCCGCCCAUCCACUUCCGAAUUCUGACUACUCGCUCUACAUCCUUCAGCCGGCCACGAUGCAACUCUGUCCCCUUUAUGUUCCAGGAGAGAUCUGCCUUAGCUCCACUUAUAUGAGCUCAGGAUACAUCAAUAUGCCGGAGGCUACUUCUAAAGUCUUUGUGCCCCAUCCGUUUCCGGGGGACGCCGGACAUAGCUACAUUUACAGAACUGGAGACUUGGGAAUGUUCAUUGCACCCCGCUGUUUCGUUAUACUUGGCCGGGUUGACUUUCAAUUUAAGCUGGACGGCAAUCGUAUUCAACCGGAGGAGAUUGAGUCCGUAGUCAAUCAAGUACCAAAAGUAAUCGAAAGCAGGGUUAUUCUGGUUAAGCCUACAGUAGGACCCCCAGUUUCAACGUGCUGUGUGAUAUUAGAGUCUUCCAGCACAAACGGUCUUCACAUAGACAGCCAUUGGAAGGAUUUUGUUUCUGGGGCAGAAAAAGCUUGCUCCAACCAUUUACCCAAGUACAUGAUGCCUCACAGAUGGUUGAAAUUUGAGAAAUUCCCGGAGACUCUUUCGGCAAAAACAGAUACUAAAGCCUUAGCCAUAGAGGCGAAGAAGAUCAUCGACAAUGAAACUACGAUCGCAAUGGGCGGCAACGACCAAAAGAAGAAGUUUGAAGAACAUAUUUCCAUGGAAGGAAAAGUUUUCCUAGACCUGGUUCUAGAAACCCUGACUGGCAAUCAUCCAAAUGAAUUGUCAGCCGACAUGCGUGAAAAGAUGCAGGCCCAAUCGUUCCUUGCUAAUGGAGGGACCUCUUUGCUAUCUCUGCAACUCAGGUCGCAGUUAAGGAGUCGAGGGCUUGAUAUUACAAUCUCGCAACUAUACAGCCCGCAGAGUCUAGUAGAGAUAGCAUCAGACUUUAGUACGGCAGAGGGAGGAAAGGCCAUGGUUCAGGCACAGGAAUCAGGGCCUGCUCUAACGGUAACAGAAUUUCUGCGUUCAAGGAUGCCAACCGAUAUACGACCAGAACUCACGGAAUAUGAAACAAUAUUCCCCACAACCAUGCUUCAACGAGAGAUAUUCGUGUUGAGCAUGCUAGAUCCGAAGUUAUGGAUAUUCUAUCAGUUCAUGGACCUGUCUCAAGUCAGCUGCACGACUUCUCAGCUUCAUGAAGCAAUCAUUCUAUUGGUGUCGGCAAAGCCAAAUCUACGCACUGUCUUUUCGCUUGUAAACGUGCAAAGUAAUCCAGCGACAGUAGAGAACCCUGAUAGUGCCUUUGACCUGAUUAAGAGUGGCCAAUUCGUGCAUGCGAUCUUGAAAUCGGAUGCCAUUUCCAUUAGGGUUUCGCAAGAGGAUCACAUUGAGGAGCCUGAGGCUUUUUGGAGACAAGAUGUCAAUACAAAGUGGUCAUUCGAAAAACUACUCUGGAGAGUGACAUUCCUGUCGAAACCGCGACUGCUAGCAUGGACAUUUAACCACGCGAUUGUCGACGAAUGGGUGGCGCGUAAUAUAUCACGAGAUCUUUAUGCUGUUUUGACAGCAAUACUUGACCGGGACAAUACUCAGAAAGGUCAAACACAGGCUUUGACCGACGCGUGUGAGAAUGCUAGAAAGCCGUCGAUUGAAAAAUGGCCAAUUACCCAUUACGGAACCCACGGACUCACAGGUUCGUCAACACCAGUCGUUGAAAAGCACACGAAAAUUUGGGAAAACUUCAUGGCAAACGCUAGUCCCACUCCGAUACCCGAUGAUCUCAAGCUGCCCUACAGUGCCCUACCAGCGCCUCCGUUCAUCAAGAAUCUAGAAUCUCUUCCCUACGGUGAGUGGUGCCGACAGCAUCAUGUCACGGCUGCCGCGCUGUUUCAUGCCGCGGCGUCCCUGACAAUCGCUCGGCUGUUAAACUGGUGGAGGCCAGGUGGACCGCACCAAACGACUGAGGAAGUAACCUAUUAUCGGAUUAGUUCCAACAGAAACACCAUCUCGGGUGCAUCGGACAUGGAGGGCGCCUUGAUUUCUAUAAGUCCAAUGCGGGUUCCGGUGGCUGCUAGUGCCGACCCAGUCGCUAUCGCACAGGCCGCUCUCAAGAAUUGGAUUGCAACUUAUGAAUCAGAUCCAUACUAUUUAGACGGACAACUGAUACAUACAGGACCAGAGCCGACGGCAAGACAGCGCCGUUGGGGCAAUGUGCUGCUUAACCACAUUUAUCACAACCCAGACAAAGAAGACUCCGUUCCAUCUUUUCGGGGAGUUGCCGAAGACAAAUGUGGCUUUGCCAUGGUUUGGCCAUUUGCAGCUUUAGAGCUGACAGUUGUAGAGACGAACCCAAAAUCAGCGGAUAGUCUCCAGUUGUGCGUAUUGUCUACGCUUGAACAGCAGAGCACUGAGGAUUUUAUACAUAUAUUCGUUGAUGUUCUCCGAGCAGUGAUUGAAACAAAUAGUAGGAUGAGCGCUAUGGAGAUAGUACAACAGUUAUCAUAG
This is a messenger RNA of Talaromyces proteolyticus, 4134 nucleotides long. RefSeq lists its product as uncharacterized. The transcript has 2 exons. Gene Ontology annotation, molecular function: phosphopantetheine binding. NCBI's taxonomy places the organism in Eukaryota, Fungi, Ascomycota, Eurotiomycetes, Eurotiales, Trichocomaceae. The record is from RefSeq and is a predicted model, not a curated record. Bases 1 to 4134 code for a protein of 1377 amino acids. Gene Ontology annotation, cellular component: cytoplasm. Gene Ontology annotation, biological process: secondary metabolite biosynthetic process; amino acid activation for nonribosomal peptide biosynthetic process.